AUGUCCAAGAGACCGAAGCUUGAGGCUACGAGGAGCAAGUCGCCUAACUUGCCUUGGGACAGAGCAUCUCUUCCGUCUGGAAUAUGGCAUCGAGUUUUCACAUUUCUCCCCCCUAGGAGCUUGGGAGCCUUGCUACGAGUAAACAAGCUUUUCAACGGGUAUCUUGAUUCUCAGUCCUCAUUCAGCAACACUGCUCUUCACCCGGAACAUGCGAGUCUCUUCAAACCAAUCAAACCAGACACAGUCUGGCAGCAUUCAAGGAGACUGCACUGUCCCAGGAUGCCCUCGCCACUAGGGAAUCGGACUGAACUCGACAUGUGGCGGCUGUGCUGCACCAAAACCUGUCAAUAUUGUGGUGUUACAAAGCCUUGUGAGCAACGACAAGAGAAUGCCGAUCCCUGCCGUUCAGGGCCUGGAGUGCAUGGUCUGGCAACCGUAUUUGCAUUUGGCGUCACCUGUUGCGGUUCCUGUCUUCUGAAGCAUUCUGUGAAGGAGAUCGAUUUGCUACUCUCUUCCACAACCCCAUCCUCCCUAAUCCCAGCACUCGCUUUUGUCUUCGUCACACCUGAACUACAGGCCAUCCCACCAAGCGCUUUGAUAAUCAGCGCAGGCGAUCACGAGUCGGAACUUACCAAAUUGUACUCAGCCUCCAGCAUUGCUGCCGCCAAGGAACAGCUAGACGUGGUUCAGGGUCUCGGGACAGCAGCCGUCGAAGAGUGGCUCAAGGGACUAGACACCCAGGGCAAAGAGCUCAGAAUUGAUGCCUCACGAUGGGAAAAGUGGACUGUGGCUGGCGGUCUGGCGCAAAUAUGCCAAACUGUGCAAACCCCGCGGAACGGGAGUUCCGAUCAAUUGAUGCAAGACCGAGACCACGAAUCACCAAAGCCCCCUCAAGCUUCUUCACAAAACCGAGAUUUCGAAACUGCCAGCAGGUCAGACAAGACCCACGACCAGGCGGCUGCGCAGAAGGCACUACGGCGUGCUGAGAUUGAGCGACGCGCUAUGUUACUCGACCCUCCUCUGCCACCCAAUAUCAUUGUUCACAUGCCUUCCUUUCAAGCAGCCAUACUAAUCCCGGCCGCAUUGAACGAGGAUGCGUGGAAUACGCUGGAGCCCAAAUUGCUGUCUCAACGAGCCGAAGCUGAGAGGAACAUCAAUAAGUGUCCUACUGAACUUCGGAGCACCAGCAUUGAGACGAAGGUCGAUACAGCAAGGGAAGUUACAGACCAAGACUGGGAUGAUAUCCAAGGCCCGGUGCGGGCGCGAAUGGCAAAAUAUGCCGACGAGAUCAUCCGCGGUAGCUGGAAUAAGGGUCGCAAAGUCAACAAGGAGAAUAGCCCACGGUUUGCAGCGGGGGUCCUUCUUUCAGUGCGGACAAGAUUCUACGCCGACGUCGCGAAAGAUGCUGCGGAGGCUAUAGCAGCUGGACGGCGGCCUGUAGUCGAUCCCCAAGAUGGUCCUUUUACACAGAAGCUCACGCUGGAGAACAUGAAGUGGGUAUUCGAUAUGAAGAUCAAACAGCAUACCGAGUCGCAUAGAAAGGAGUUGUUUCUCUGCAACGGGUGCGAAAGCCAUAGGUUCUACGGUUUCGAGGGGGUCAUACAGCACUAUGCCGCAAAGCAUACCAAAGCUCUCAGUCUCGGCAAUAUCGUUGUUCACUGGAGAGCUGAGUGGCCAGAGCAGUCCAUUUUCAAACCUAACGGCCGACCGACCAAAAGUUCUCAGCAAGUCGCAGGAAAGGGAACUGCACAGAGUCAUACGGCGACAGGACCCCGGCCGCCUCAAGGUCAUGACACUCUUGGUCGGAGUGGUAGUCUCUUACCUGCCCCGGUGUACCAGUAUCCUUCGGACCAAGUUCCACCCCUUUCCUAUCCCACACCACAAGCCGACCCGUACAAUACGUUAUCAACAUACAAUGCGGAUGCUAGCAUACCGCUUGCGCCCUAUCUACCACCGAACUUUGGGCCGUCUGGCGCCCCUCAAUUCUAUCCUGUGGCAUCUUCUGGCUUUGGAUCCAUCCCUCCUGGCCCCCAAGACCACCCUCCGAGCAUUCUAGGACCACCAUAUGUUGGGCAGCCGCAUAGUACUCUUCCGCAUCAAGGCAAUCCUCAGCCACCGUCCACUGCACCUCGAGGCAUACCCUUCACGCCCUCGUAUACCACUCAACAGGAAGACCUGGCCCGAAUCGCGAGAGACAUCUGGAACUCGCUUAGCACCGUCAGGGAUUUGCCUGGACCCUUGAGAGUAUACAUCACUAUACACCAUGUGGUCAAACGUUUUUGGCACAAAUUUGGCGAGACUCCCUCGCUGCGGAUGUUUAACGAUGGGUUAUCAAACAACAAGGCUAUGCGUCCAGUCCGCAAUAUCAACGGACUGAUGUGCAGAUCCUGCACAUUGGGUCUAGGGCCACCAGUCAAUCCAGAACGCACCACGUUCUCUCUCCCGCAGCUCGUCAAUCACUUCGAGAACAAACAUGUUCGUUUCCAGCAGGUGAGGCACAGGAGUGAGCCAGGACUCGAUUGGACACAAGAUAUGGUUCUGAUGCCGGAUGUAUCAGAAAUUCCUGACUUG
Molecule: messenger RNA, 2571 nt
Organism: Colletotrichum phormii
Lineage: Eukaryota; Fungi; Ascomycota; Sordariomycetes; Glomerellales; Glomerellaceae
Exons: 2
Molecular function (GO): protein binding
Source: RefSeq, a predicted model, not a curated record